GCCCUGUCCCCCCUCCGCUCCGCAGCGCUGUCCAAGCAACCGCCUGAGUCUUUUAUAGCACGGGAGCCUAGAGCCCAAGGGCAACCUGAUGGCAGAGCAGCUGGCAUUGAUCGUAGGAGGCCUCACUGGGGGGCUGCUGCUGCUGAUCGGGGUGAGCUGCUGUCUGUGGAGGAGGCUUUGCGCCACCUUCACCUACGAGGAACUGCCAGAGACGCCAGACCCGGCCACCAUCUCUUCCUUCAGUAGAAAAGAGGACAGGCUCUGCCUGUGUGCCAGGACCCCACUUGGCAGGCUACCAAGUGUACCAUCUGUGGUACCCCCUUCUCACCAAGGUCGAGACUGGGUGACCCUGUAUGGUGGUGAUUGGCCUGUGGCCCCACAGGACCCCUGCCCUGUCCCAGAGCACAUGACCUGCACCCCCAGGGCCAACCCUGGAGAUGCUUGUGUGAUGGGGAGCAUCAACCCGGAGCUGUACAAGUCCCCAGAGGACGCGCGUGAGAUGGGCUUCCCCGACGGCUGCCUAGGCCGUCUGUGGUUCUCGGUGGAGUACCAGCAGGAGUCUGAGCGGCUGCUGGUGGGCCUGAGCAAGGCGCAGCGACUGCAAGUCCUCGAGACCUGUGGCACCUUGGUGAAGGUCCACCUGCUGCCUGACAAGCGGUGCUUCCUCCAGACCAAGACCAAACGCAAAACUUGCAACCCACACUUUGAUGAGAACUUCAUCUUCCAGGUAUCCAGCAAAAGUGUCAGCCAGAGAGUGCUGAAAUUCUCCGUGUACCAUGUAAACAAGCAGAGGAAGCACCAGCUCCUGGGACAGGUGCUAUUCCCAUUGAAGAAGGAGACCCUGGCAGGGGACCGCCACCGUAUCAUCUGGAGAGACCUGGAAGCUGAGAACCUGGAGGCCCCCUCGGAGUUUGGUGAUCUCCAGUUCUGCCUCAGCUACAAUGACUACCUGAGCCGCCUGACGGUGGUUGUGCUCUGGGCCAAGGGUCUCCAGCUCCAGGAGGACAGGGGUGUUGUCAGCGUGUUUGUCAAGGUGUCUCUGAUGAAUCACAACAAAUUGGUCAAGUGCAAGAGGACUUCGACUGCACUGGGAUCCGUCAACCCUGUGUUCAACGAAACCUUCAGCUUCAAGGCUGACACCAAUGAGCUGGACACCGCCAGCCUUAGCCUGGUGGUGCUGCAGAUGACAGAAGGGGACAAGAGCUAUCCCCUGGGCCGCGUGGUAGUGGGCCCCUACAUGUACACCCGCGGCAAAGAGCUUGAACACUGGUGCGAGAUGCUGCACAAGCCAAAGGAGCUGGUGAAGCGCUGGCACGCACUCUGCCGCCCCAUGGAGCCUUGAGCCAUCGGGUCCCCAUCAGUACGUGCCGCACCACACCGUGGACAUCUCAUCUAACACCCAGCGUACUGUGGGGCUAGCCUGAGCCAGUGGCUCGUGAGUGUUCACGUGCAGGAAGGAAAGGGGACACAGCCCAGCUUCGGCCAGUAUCUGCAGCCAGGAGCAUCUCCUAACCCACCGAAACCCCUCCGGAUCUUCGGGGCUCCUGACCAUCAAGAUCAGGAUCCUGACCUCGAACAGGAUCUCAUGGGUUGAGAACUGAUACUCUAUGUGGUGGAGCACAGCUGCGUGUGAAUGGGAGCACAGCACCAGCUGAGUCGCACCACCUUGGGAAGCUGGUGGUGGGUUGAGUCCACAACUGCAUUGGUUGUCAAGGUGGCCGUUCUCUGUCUUCCACACAGCACAGGGAACUGUGGGUCACAACGGGGAGAGAGCUGUUGAGCAGCCCACCCACGUACCAGGAGGCCACUGAGGUGGUCAACACAGCUUGCUGUAUAGCCCCUCCCUGGAGCCAUCUAGCACACGGCAGCCAAAGUUAGAUAACAUCUUCACCACAGCCAUCCUCCCCAGGAUGCCAAACCUCACACCCCAUGUCAGGUGACCUCUUGUUGGGUUUCAUGGUCACCUGAUUUUCAGAAUUGAGGCAUUCAACUCCUAACUCUCGCUUCCAUGGGACCAUGGCAUUGUCCACAAGACUGAUGACCAUGGCAAGAGGUAUAAACUUGAUUAGGUCAGUGGUCCCCAGAAUCAAAGUCACUGUCACCAGAGGCCCAUUAGUUGAUCUAAUGAGCAGCCACUGUGCCUGUUAUUUCUGUGUGUGUCUGUACCCUCAGCUACAGACACACAGAAGAGUCCAUGCACUGCACCUCAAGCAGAACUGCCCACCUGUGUCUCUCUUGUCUCUGCAGUGAAGUAACUUCAGUUAAAGUAGAGAGAGCGUUAUCUGUGCCUCUUUAGGUCCACUUCUGAUGUCUACCAAUGCGCAAACUCCAGCUAUGCCCGACUGGUCCAAAAGGACACACCAUCUUGUUUGUUUCUCCCUCUCUCAUUUCACUUACACACUUUCAGGGUGACCCACACUGCAGUGGAAUGUCCCACUGUACAUGCAUGC
This is a messenger RNA of Apodemus sylvaticus (European woodmouse), 2450 nucleotides long. RefSeq names its product synaptotagmin 15 (gene Syt15). Gene Ontology annotation, molecular function: phosphatidylserine binding; syntaxin binding; clathrin binding. NCBI's taxonomy places the organism in Eukaryota, Metazoa, Chordata, Mammalia, Rodentia, Muridae. Gene Ontology annotation, biological process: regulation of dopamine secretion; regulation of calcium ion-dependent exocytosis; cellular response to calcium ion. The record is from RefSeq and is a predicted model, not a curated record.